Molecule: messenger RNA, 3485 nt
Organism: Lytechinus pictus (painted urchin)
Lineage: Eukaryota; Metazoa; Echinodermata; Echinoidea; Temnopleuroida; Toxopneustidae
Product: probable tubulin polyglutamylase TTLL2
Exons: 14
Coding region: 164-3094 (976 amino acids)
Biological process (GO): protein modification process
Source: RefSeq, a predicted model, not a curated record
ACAGCGGCGCGGCCGAUAUUAGCGUUGACUUCCGGAACAAAAUGGCGGCUGACAUCGGCUCGCGAAAGUGCCAGUUUUCAGUGAGGACACGUUUUCAAAAUCCACGAACAUCGGAAAAACCGUGAAAAAUUCACUUUUUUAGACCCCUUGUUUCCUAACUACGAUGUAUAGAAUUAAGGAUGGUGAUAUUUUUGACGCGAAAUAUGGUGAUUUAGAUGAAUUCAGACAGCGGGAUCUGAUUCGAGAGAGGGAGCUAGUAGGAAAGAAAGAUCAUGAGCGAAUGUGGGCCCUUCGAGUGAAGUUCUUGGACCAAUGUAAAAACUACUUUGGUGUACCAUAUGCUAAGCGCUACCAAACACCAGGAACUCCUGAGUAUGAUGCUCCAUUAUUCUUAGACUGCUGUGGUCUUGUCAGGAGGGUCUUGCUAGAUUUAAAAGGAGAUUUUGGUUUCAAGGUUGGUAGCUGGAACCAAGCCUACCAAUAUGAUACUCUACCUCUUACAAUCACACAACAAGAGAUGAAACCUGGUGACUUAGUCUUUAUCUCAGGCACCUACUUCAAUGAGAAAUCUAAGAAGCAGAAGCAUGAUAUGGUUCAUGUGGAAGUAUGGUUAGGUGAUGGUCCUAAAACCAUUGGAGCACGGUGGCAGAAGGGAAAAGUUCAAAUCUUUGAUUCUUAUCAAUUUGAUUCCAAGUCUUAUCACAGUAUGGUCUACCACUUCAAGUCCAUUGAUACAUGGCUGCAAGGAAUAUGUAAAAGCUACUGUGAUGAACACCCAUGGACUCGAACCAAAUAUAAACCAGGCAAGAAAUCUAUCUUCUCUAUUGAGCGAAAGCGGAAAGAAGAAGAGGAAGAUGAAUUUGAAGAAGCUGCUGAUGCUAGUGAUGCUGAUGAAGAGGAAGAAGAAGAAGAUGGCGGCCAGAUAGUAGCAGAAGCUAUGGAGAUAUUGAGGUUGGAAAUAAAUGAGAAUAAUUGUCAUGGCAUCCACGAAGAGCUGGAGAAUGAUUCACUUGAUGAUGAGUUUCCUCUUGAUGAAGAAGAGAAGAACGAGGGUGAUGAACUAUUUCAAGGAUCUUAUACUCAAGAUUGUCAUUGUGAAGAUGAGGGUGAAUCACAAACACCUGCCUCAACAAAGAUUAUGAAUCAAACUUCAGAAUCUUACACUACCUUCAAUAAUCCAAAUUCUAACAACAAUAACAGCAACCAAAGUGCUGAUUAUGGUUGCUAUGACAACAACCCAAACAACACAAAUGAAGAGGGAGGUAAAGGAAGAUCUACUUCCUGUUCUUCUGGUGAGCCAGGUGGCUCAGGUAAAGGAAGUAAGACAACCAAGGAUUUUUCAUGGUCUAGGAAGAAAGAUGGAAGGAUUGAAGAGAGAAGAGGAAGAGGAGGGGGACGUGAGAGGAGGAGCCCUGGUGAGACCAGUGGUAGGAAAUCUGUAAUGCAUCUUGAUACAUCACCAGCAUUCUAUAUUGGUGGAAAUAAUGGAGUAUCAUUAAUUGAAGGAGUAUUAUUGGCAAGAGGAUGGCAUAGAAUGACAGAGAAGCACAGCGAUCAGUUCAGGUUGAAAUGGGUAGAACUUAGAAGUAGCAUCAACUAUAACACAUUCAAACCAGGAGAACAACUAGUGAAUCGUAUCCCAAACUGUGGAGCAAUCCUAGCAACCAAGACUGGCCUCUUUAACACAUUAAGAGAGUAUGAGAGAGUAUGUGACAGGACAAGAGGUGUAGGUAGAUCUAAAUUUGGUCUCAGACUACAGGAGUUCUUCCCAGAGUCAUACAUCUUGGAUUUAAGAGCUGAUAGAGAUGCAUUCUUUGAGAUUUUCAAAGAAGGUGAGAUUUGGAUCAGCAAACCAAAUGGUAUGAACCAAGGUAAAGGGAUCUAUCUAGUGAGGGAUAUCAGUCUGCUUCAAGAGAGAUAUCGAUUACGAGAAGAAGAAGCUGCUUCUAAUAAAGUUAUGCAGAGAAGAACAAGAGUUCAAGCUGCAGGACAGAGACUUAUACAAAGGUACAUUCCAAAUCCUUUGCUACUGAAUAACAAGAAGUUUGAUGUUCGUGCGUACAUGCUGAUUGCCUGUACCAAUCCAUUUAUAGUCCUCUUUCAUAAUGGAUAUCUUCGUUUGUCAUGUGAAGACUAUGAUCCUGAGAGCACAGAUAUCACCACACAUCUUACUAACCAGUUCCAGCAGAGGAAGAAUCCUAACUAUCAAGAUAUAAAAGAAGAUACUGUAUGGAGUAUGAAUGCAUUUAAUGAUCAUGUCAAUCAACAUCUGUCAGAAGAUAAAGGUCUUCCUAAGGAUUGGGUUCUAGGAUUCUUUCAGAAACGUAUGUGUCAGAUCAUGAGUCAGUGCUUCCUUGCCUCAAAGAAUAAACUUGAUACAUCACUGGGAUAUUUUGAUCUUCUAGGAUUUGACUUUCUCCUUGAUGUUGAUAUGAAGAUUUGGUUAUUAGAGAUUAAUGUUAAUCCAGCUCUGCAUACAAACUGUGAGGUUCUCAAGGAGCUACUACCACAAGUUGUUGAAGAAACACUAGAUAUCGUCAUUGAGAUCCAAGAGAAAGUGAAACGAAAGCAUCCCAUAAUGCCACUUAGCAAGCGUUCACAUUAUCAGGUUCUGUAUGAUGAGACAUCUGGAGGUAGUGUACCUAGUAUGAGACCACCAACACGCAAGGCUAUGUCUAGCAGCUCUUCAGCCAAUGAUGGUGUGACACCCUCAAGAACAGCUCGUACUUCACUUAGCCCACAGAAAGCUAUGUUAAAAGAAAAGUCACCAAGACAAGUAGUGACUUCUUCAAGACAACCAUUGACUUCACCAAGACAAGCCAUGACUUCACCAAGACAAGUCAUGUCUUCAUCAAAACAGACAGUGACAUCACCUAGAGUAUCAUCCGCUGUACCGCCUCCUAUUGUGAUGCCGAACAGAGAACCACCAUUACUCCAUAGCAGACAGCUACCUGUUGUUAAGCUUACACUGAGAAAAAAUAUUACUCCUCUGACUCCUCCUGUUUCUCAAAUGUACCAAGAGGGCACUAUAUUAAAGAAGAGUGAUACUGAAGUGCAGGAAGCAAUGUCCCAAAUGAAUUCUAUUCACUUGUGAAUGUAGUAUAUUAAUAUCACUUUACCAUUUCUCAAUGCGACUCCAGAGGACUUUGUUACUCUGGUAUUGUAUUAACCUUUAUAUUUCAAUGAAUUCAUUCUGCCUAUUUUCUCACUUUUAGCUCUCCUGAGUGUGGCAAAUGUAGAUUCAUGUAUAUUGGCUCAUAAGUCACUGAAGCUAGUGAUGAAGUGAUGUGUAUUGGUGAGGGAACCAUACAUCUUGUUAAUUGUAAUCCUGGUUUAGAAAAAUUAGAUGGUGUCCUAUAUUAUUUGUAAAUUUGUUGGGGAGAUACCUUUGCAUGAAUUCUAUGAAGAAUGGAUGUAGCCUUAAUUAAAUUUGGUGAAUGAAAUACUGAAUCUGUGAUUCUUUUAGGUGUUGCUUUCUCAAACUG